AUGGAUACAUUCAAUCAUAUUCCGAAAGGGAGACGGAAGAAAUCAGUAACGAGAUUGACUAAUAAGGCAAAGGUUUUAGCCAUUCUUUUGCUGCUUUGCAUUCCAUCCAUCAGUCGGAGUUCCAACCUUAUCGCCAUCCUUCCGCAGGGCCGUGACGACAGCGGCUAUCAGACUCCCCGUUCACGUGCAAGUAAUGAUUUGUCUCAACCUCAAGAAGAAGAACACGCUGCGGUACCGGAGCAAGCACAGCAAGCACCUGAUUCCGCAUCGGCGAACCAACUUCAAGUUUACAAUGCUGAUGCGUAUGAACACCAGCUGCAAGAAGCAAUGGAAGUUCUUCCGGAUAUCGAAACAGCCAGCUAUGUAUUCGAAUUCUACUCUGGUCUGAACAAUCAGCUCAUGCGAUUCUUGGGCAUUCUAUCACUGGCUGCAUCCGAAGGUUAUCGACAGUAUUUAGAUCCAAGUAUUCUAUGGAAAGAUACAUUUGGGACGAAUGAAAAGAUUUCCCACCACAAGUUGUGGGAUGUUGCGCAUUGGAAUACAUUUUACCCGAAUGUUCCACGACUAGUGAAAUAUGACCCGAAGUAUCAUCCGCAUGUAAUGGAGGUAGGGAAAGUCAUUGAGAUGGAAGGAGGCAUUCGCAUCAAGGUACCAGAAGUGACGUACAAUGUCACCUGGGACGUCUGGGAAAACCGAAGCAUUACCAAACCAGCUCCGAGCGGACAAAACCGUCACCAGAGUCUCAAUUCCUACAACCAAAUGAUGAGAUUUCAUGAUCGAAACAGCAACCAUCCUGAAAAGACACGACAGUUUUCCUUUUACAAACCAAUGAUUGCUGGGGCCUUGAAGCCACAUCCGUUCUUACAGCAUUUGGUGGACAGGGAGAAAGCCAAACUUGGGGCAGGGGGCAAGUUUAUGGCGUUUCAUGCCCGGGUGGAGCCUGACAUGGCGAGACAAGAUCGCGUUUGUACGUCCUUGAAAGUAUGGAAUCUCACUGAGAUUCUUGAUGGAAUCUAUAAACAGUUUCCAGAACCACCAGUCAAUACAGUAUUGAUGCAAUUCAAUAGAAAGUACAUGGAAGAUGAAUCGAAACGAACCACUAAUAUUGACAAAUAUACUGUCCUCAAUCACCAGAAUCUAAAAGUGAUCAAUCGUGUCGUAAAUGAAGGAAUGUGGGAUGGGCGAGUCAACGUUGUGGAAGCGGGAUCCUCGCUCGUGGAAGAGGCAGGCGAUCCAUUCUACAAACGGUACUCGUCGAUUUCAGGAGGGAUUGUCAACAUGUUUCUAGCCAUUCAUUCAGAUAUUUUCAUUGGGACCGAGGUGUCGACCUACUCUGUCAUUGCUGCAAACGCUCGAUUUCACCGGGGACUAUUAGAGAAUUACUUUUUUGUUCCAGAGGGGCUGAAGGAAGUCGCUCGGACAAAACAGUAUCGCUUUGCCUGUUGA
Molecule: messenger RNA, 1446 nt
Organism: Cylindrotheca closterium
Lineage: Eukaryota; Bacillariophyta; Bacillariophyceae; Bacillariales; Bacillariaceae
Source: the annotation of a GenBank genome assembly